UCGACUACCACAGUUCACCCAUAUUUUUAUUUUUGUUUUAGCGAAAUAGUUCACCCAUUAUAUCACUUAAUCUCCUUUUCUCUUUUCUCUUUUUUUGAGCAAUAAAAACCGCUAAAUUUUGCAUAGAACACAAUGGGAGAAAUAUAAUUAUCAACAGAAAAUAGAUAUUCAAGCAUGGCUUCUACUGGUAUCGUGGUGUUACACAAGACCCUAUUGCUUCCAAUUUCGUCUCCUAAAUGUUGCAAAAAUCAGAUUUCUCCACUCAAAACGUCCCAAUUUCUUUCCUCAAAUUCCCUUUCGGAGUUGAAGAUGCAAAUCCGAAUUCCGUCCGUACACAUCAAGCAGCUCAAGAAUCACAGACUUCCAGUUAUAUCUGCUGCGCAAUCCAAUUUGUUCAAAGCUAUUCUAACCAUAUGGAAGGUUGGCAAGGAUGGUGUUGAAGCAGGAACUAGCUUCGUGCCAGCUGCUGUUCCAAGACCAUUAGCAAGGCUUUCAGUGACUGCUGUUGCAGUCACGUUGGUGCUCUUUGUGCUGAAGUCGUUCAUCUCUACAGCCGUUUUUGCACUGGUACAUUCUUACGCCCUAUUUUUCAUACUUGAAGAUGCAAAAACCAAAUUCAAGAUUGCACCAAAUCUGCCUUCUACUUAUCCUUUAAUGCCUUGUAAAAUUUUCAUUGCUUAUGUUGGUUUUGAACUUUUAAUAGCUAUUACAGUGUGAAUUCCCUUUGCCAUCAUAGCAUUCAUGGUCGUUGCUCGAAUAAACUUCAUAGUGUACAAUGAAAAGUCCAAUCCUUGAAUCUCUGAAAUUUUAUACGUGGAAGUGGCUUUCUUAUCAUUCGAUGAGCAUCUUGUAUUUCUUGGUUUAGUGAAUAACACGCUCUAGUUGCAUUUCAUCCAUGUCAUAACCAGAAAAGCUAAUCAAACAAUUAGAUUUAUUUAAAGCCCAGGCUUCUUUGGGAAAGACACUACAAAUGGAAAUGAAUUGCUUCUUUGCUCUUAGAGUCCGGUAAUUGUGUUUUACAACAUGGGAUAUGGAACAAAAUGGAUGUCACUACAUCUGAAUAUGGCAUGCAAUGCUUCUGCAAUGAAAAGAAUCAAGAAUGUAUCUUCAAUAAAUGUGAGUCAAUGUAACAAAAAUAUGGUUACACAGUGGCAAGAAGGGUUAAUAAUAAUACAACAUGGUGUUGGCCAAGCAUUAAGGGGUUAAUGCCUAAGGCCAAAGGUCUUGGGUUCGAGUCCCCUGUGGCACGACCUUUUAAUUUCUUUAUUUAAUAUUGUAAAUUUAUCAAAAAUAAAUAAAUAAUAAUACAAUAUCAAUAAGAAGAUUCUUGUAGGCAAAGGAUUUUAGUCUUUAGAAGGAACGAUGGAGAUGGAAAUCUAUAUAAAGUGAAUUUUCAUUAGAAAUAUGUGAUAGAACGGAGUACGUGAGUUUGAGAGGAGCGAGAAGAAAAGGUUAUAGAAGAGAUUGAUGCCAUCUUUUUAUAUGCAGUAACUUAGCAGAAUCCAGCUAGAGUGAAAAGAGUCAGUAGUUCGCCUUCUCCAAAUUAUCAUUAAUAGUAUAUUUACAAUUAAAUUAUGUGUACUUUUAAGUUUUUUGGUUAGUUUCUAGAUAAAUAGUUUAUGGGUGAAUUCAUUAACGAAUUUAGCAUAAUCUCUUAUCUAACUGACAAUUACAACAUGACUUUUAGAACAUUGCAAUUUUACCACAACCUUUCAAUUUUUUGAAUUAUAGCAUUCUGCUUUUUGUGAGAUGUGAAGUGCACACAUACACUCCAUUGUCUUCACUAACAUGUCGAGUCAAAUGACGUCGAAAAAAUUGAAAGAUUGGGGUUAAAUUGCAAUGUUUUAAAGACAUGCUGCAUUAAUUUGGUGAAACCGUGAAAGGUUGUGUUAAAUUCGGCAAUUAACCCUUAUCUUAUUUAAUGUGACAUACAAGAGAAUUUGUAAUGUUGAUGUGCAGGCUGUGAUGGGGCUAUGUUAUUUUACAUUUAUAGCCUUGAACAAAGAUGAAGCCCCAAAAGGAGGUGGAGGAGAAACCGCUUCUGUAGACGACAGUCUUGAAGAAGCCAGAAAAAUUAUGGAAAAAUACAAAUAAAUAGGUUCAACUCCUUCUUCCUCUCUCCUCUUUUUUUUUUUAAUGUCGAUAUGUCUUCAAAUGUAAAUACUAGCAUUUUUGACAAUAUAUUGUUCUUGUUUCUCAACAGUAUUUCAGCAAAAAUCCUCUUCAAGAAAUAAAAUUAAUUUGAUCUGACA
Messenger RNA from Salvia miltiorrhiza (redroot sage), 2252 nucleotides. RefSeq lists its product as uncharacterized. The record is from RefSeq and is a predicted model, not a curated record. Lineage: Eukaryota; Viridiplantae; Streptophyta; Magnoliopsida; Lamiales; Lamiaceae. The coding region runs from base 175 to 717 and encodes 180 amino acids. The transcript has 3 exons.